AUGAAUAAUAAAAUUCAUAAUGGGUCUGAACCAGUCAACGAAGGUGUUACUAAAGAUACUUACAAGAAGUCAAAGAUGAUAGUUAAUGACAAUAAGAUCCCCACAAAUAUUUCCAUUGCUUCCUUAUACAAUGUGUCUUUCCAUUAUGGGGAAAAUGUUCUGAAGUGGAAAUAUUUGUACCAGAAAUGGAUAGCCCUUGAAAGGGAACUAUCAAAAGAAGCUUUGACAUUUAAAAAGGAAGCUCGGCUGCUGGAGGAUGUUAUUAUGAAAUACAAUGAGAAUCUUAAGAGAUAUUACAUGUAUGUUGAUGACAUGUCAUACAAGAUGGUGGAGCAUGGUGUUUAUUAA
Vicia faba (fava bean) is the source of this 348-nucleotide messenger RNA. The record is from the annotation of a GenBank genome assembly. NCBI's taxonomy places the organism in Eukaryota, Viridiplantae, Streptophyta, Magnoliopsida, Fabales, Fabaceae.